Molecule: messenger RNA, 945 nt
Organism: Miscanthus lutarioriparius
Lineage: Eukaryota; Viridiplantae; Streptophyta; Magnoliopsida; Poales; Poaceae
Source: the annotation of a GenBank genome assembly
AUGGCGACGCUCAAGGUCCCAGCCACUGUCCCUCCCGUCGCCGAUGACUGCGAGCAGCUCCGCAAGGCAUUCCAAGGGUGGGGCACGAACGAGGCGCUCAUCAUCUCCAUCCUCGGCCACCGCGACGCCGCGCAGCGCCGCGCCAUCCGCCGCGCCUACGCCGAGGCCCACGGCGAGGAGCUCCUCCGCUCCAUCACGGACGAGAUCUCCGGCGACUUCGAGAGGGCCGUGAUCCUGUGGACGCUGGACCCAGCGGAGCGCGACGCGGUGCUGGCCAACGAGGCGGCGCGGAAGUGGCAGCCCGCGAACCGCGUGCUCGUCGAGAUCGCCUGCACACGCACCUCCGCGCAGGUCUUCGCGGCCAGGCAGGCGUAUCACGAGCGGUUCAAGCGCUCGCUUGAGGAGGACAUCGCUGCGCACGUCACUGGGGACUUCCGCAAGCUACUGGUGCCACUUGUAAGUACAUACCGCUAUGAUGGACCAGAGGUCAACACAAGGUUGGCACACUCAGAAGCCAAACUACUUCAUGAGAAGAUCCAUCACAAGGCUUACACUGAUGAUGAAAUCAUCAGAAUCCUCACCACUAGGAGCAAACCUCAGCUGCUUGCUACAUUCAAUCAUUACAAUGAUGCAUUUGGCCACCGAAUCAACAAGGAUCUGAAGGCUGACCCCAAGGAUGAGUACCUCAAAACGCUGCGGGCAAUCAUCCGGUGCUUCAGUUGCCCCGACAGGUACUUUGAGAAGGUCGCCAGGCAGGCCAUAGCGGGGCUAGGCACCGACGAGAGCGCCCUGACCAGGGUCAUCACCACCCGCGCAGAGGUGGAUCUGAAGCUGAUUAAGGAGGCGUACCAGAAGAGGAACAGCGUGCCCCUGGAGCGCGCGGUCGCCGGGGACACCUCCGGCGACUACGAGAGCAUGCUCCUCGCGCUCCUGGGGCAGGAGUGA